AGCUACAACGCUUUGAUUAUGAUGGCUAUUCGGCAGAGUCCCGAGAAGCGAUUAACCCUUAACGGCAUUUACGAGUUCAUUAUGAAAAAUUUCCCGUAUUACCGGGAGAACAAGCAGGGAUGGCAGAAUUCCAUCAGACACAACUUGAGUUUGAACAAAUGUUUUGUUAAAGUGCCCCGGCAUUACGAUGACCCCGGGAAGGGGAACUACUGGAUGCUUGAUCCCUCCAGCGACGACGUGUUCAUUGGCGGCACGACGGGCAAACUUCGGCGCAGAUCGACCACUUCUAGGGCAAAGCUGGCGUUUAAAAGGGGCGCGAGGCUUACUUCCACCGGACUGACAUUUAUGGAUAGAGCUGGCUCUUUAUAUUGGCCCAUGUCGCCGUUCCUCUCACUCCACCAUCCGAGGGCGAGCAGCGCGUUGGGUUACAACGGCACGUCCUCGGCUUACCCUAGUCACCCAAUGUCCUAUAGCACAAUG
Molecule: messenger RNA, 480 nt
Organism: Sinocyclocheilus rhinocerous
Lineage: Eukaryota; Metazoa; Chordata; Actinopteri; Cypriniformes; Cyprinidae
Product: forkhead box protein G1
Exons: 1
Biological process (GO): regulation of transcription by RNA polymerase II
Cellular component (GO): nucleus
Molecular function (GO): DNA-binding transcription factor activity; sequence-specific double-stranded DNA binding
Source: RefSeq, a predicted model, not a curated record